AUGGAUCGAUUCACUCAAUUCCCUGUCGUCAAUGACGACGGCCAUGCGGUUCAUGUCCUGCCAUGGCAGGUCGAUGCCCAACUCCCCGCAGAGCUGCUGGCUAUGUCAUGGGCCGUAUUAUUGCGUGCAUUCACGACCGAUGAUACUCCGGUCUUUCUGUUGAACGGGAACCCGGUCAAAGCAGAUUUAUCGGCGCAGACUGUGCUUUCAGCAGAUCUCGCCGAGGUAGCCAGUCUGUCCGUCAAGCACACGGCCGUUGUGCUGGGCGAUCAUCCGUCCGGACAGCCUGCGGCGUUACUGUGGACCAUGGACCCCACGAUGCAGUCGGGAGCACUGCAUGCGACCGGUGGCAUGGAUCUCGGCUUCCUGCGGCAGCUAGGUCAACAGCUCAAGCAAAUUGUACAGGAACAGGCUGUUCGCGCCGACAUGCAAAUGAGCAUUCCUGUAUCCGAAACGCCCACUCUAUCUAUUACAAAUAGCGAUCCCGCCACACUUCCAGGGCCACAACUACUGCAUGAUCUAGCAGUACGCGGUAUCAAUGAUGCCAAUCAUGCUAUUGAAUUUCUUGCCGCAGAUGGAAACAUCCGCUGCUUGUCCUAUGAGGCAUUGGACCGGUUGUCUUCGAAGCUAGCAGGUGAUAUUGCCCGUGUUUCGACAACAACCGGUGGAAGCGUGGUUGUUCCAGUGCUUUUGCCCCAGUCAGUGGAGCUGUACAUUUCCUGGCUAGGCAUUCUCAAAGCUGGCGCCGCAUUCUGCCCUCUCAACACCGAUGCACCACCAGAUCGCAUCGAGUUCAUUCUCCAGGAUGUAGCUGCAUCCGUGGUGAUCACACAAGAUGCUCUUGUAUCGAAGAUCCCACCGACAGAGAACCUGUCCAUUCUAACAGUAGACGACCUUGAAUCUAGGCCAGAUGGCACAGAGCCCUGUGCCACUACAUGCACAUCCUCAAAUUUGGCCUAUGUGAUGUACACCUCCGGGUCGACGGGACGCCCCAAAGGUGUUGGAGUGUCCCACCUCGCUGCGACCCAGUCACUUCUUGCUCAUGAUGAUUUGAUACCCCCAUUCAAGCGAUUUUUACAAUUUGCGUCACCCACCUUUGACGUUUCCGUGUUCGAGGUCUUUUUUCCUAUGAUGCGAGGGGCCACCCUGAUUGGCUCCGAGCGAGAGAAUAUGCUUCUCGAUAUCUCUCAUGUGAUGACCCGCAUGCAAGUCGAUGCUGCGGAGUUGACUCCUACAGUAGCAGGUGAGCUACUACGCACGCGAGCCGCGGCGCCUUCUCUUCGUGUGCUCCUGACUAUCGGUGAAAUGCUCACCAGACACGUGGUGGAUGAGUUCGGUCAGUCUGAAGGCAAAGAUGGCAUUCUUCAUGGCAUGUACGGGCCCACCGAGGCAGCCAUUCAUUGCACUGCUGCCACCCAUUUCCAAGCCAAAGAUCGCGUGAACAUGAUUGGAAAGCCGUUCAAGACAGUUUCAGCAUACAUCAUGUCUCUCCCUUCAGACGACGCUUCCUCCAGUGAGCUUUCCAUGCUUCCACUCGGCCAGAUUGGAGAGCUCGUGGUGGGUGGUCCUCAACUAGCGGAUGGCUAUAUCAACCGCCCCGAAGAGAAUGCCAAAGCGUUUAUUGAUAGUCCGUUGUACGGUCGACUCUACCGGACAGGUGACAAAGCCCGCAUGCUUCCAAACGGAGACAUCGAAUGUUUCGGUCGAAUCUCCAGCGACCAAGUGAAAUUGCGAGGCCAGCGUAUUGAACUGGGCGAGAUAGAGCACGUUAUUGCCAGAACCGAAGGCGUUCGCAGUGCUGUGACUAUCGUUAUUGGCGGCAAUUUAAUUGCUUUUGUCCUGGUCACCGGACAAGGAACGACUGACCGUGCUAUUCGAGAUGUCUGCCGCCAGCUUCUACCACGAUUUAUGAUUCCUGGAGAAUUUGUAAUUGUGGAUCAAUUUCCUCAACUUCCUUCAGGCAAGGUUGACCGCAAGACGUUGGAAGCUGACUUCCUGCGCAACCGUAGCACAGCUCAGUCUUUUGACGAGGAGCUUGGCCGGGAUGCAAAAGAAGAGGCAAUUAUGUCAUGUGUGAUUGAUGUUCUCGGUCGUCGACUCGCAUCUGCAGAGAGUUUGGCAUCGGCAGGGCUUGAUUCGCUAGGUGCGAUCCGUCUAGCGUCCCACCUUUUGGGUGCGGGAAUCCGUAUUGAGGUGGCAACCCUGCUUGAAGCGGAUUCUGUAGAUGGAAUCUGGCAGCUUUCUACAAUGCUGGAAGGCUCUGGUUCUACCGGAGAUACCCAGGCAGUCCUUGAACCGAUUUUGCAGCUUGUCUCGAAUGCAGGUGCAGCAAGGGUUGAACACUUAGGGUUGUCUCCACAGGUCUCAGAGGUCGUUCCGUGUAGCCAUAUCCAACAGGCGAUGGUUUUGGAGACUGUACGCAACAGCAAAGCCUACUGCAACUGGAUCGAGCUGGAAUUCGAGCCCUCGAUCGGUUCAGCCUCUCUAAAAAAUGCUUUUGCUCAACUUGUUCAGCACAAUGAGAUUUUGCGCUCCGGGUUCGUGGAAAUCGGCCUCAAGGAUCAGUUGUAUGGUCGAUUCGUUUGGAAUGCAAUUGAUGAGCAUAUCAGUGAACAAGCAGAUCUUGACUACAAUGUGUCAUUAGGUGCGGGUCACGAUGUAUUGAACCCAUUCAGAGUCCAGAUCAAGGAGGAGAAGAGCCAACUCCGAGUCGUCGUACAUAUUCAUCAUGCGCUGUAUGAUGGAUGGUCAUGGCAACUGAUUUUGAACGACCUUCGCGAUAUCUUGUCCGGGGGUGAAAUUGCCUUAAAGCAUCCUUACAAUAUCGUCACGAACUUCUUCCUCGAGCACAAGCUGGACAAAUCAGCAACAGAAUCUUUGACCUAUUGGCGCGACCAGCUCCAAGGACUAUAUCCUGCUAGUUUUCCCAACUUCCAAGGGAAGAUUGAUGUACCACCAACUACUCAGCAAACCACCCGCAUACUUGAAGUUUCCGUUUCGAAACUCAACGAAAUCACUCAGCAUCUCCGCAUCAGUCGACAAACAAUAUUCCAAGCCGCCUUUUGCUACAUCCUCUCAUCUUAUCUUGGCACAGACGACGUGACAUUUGGAACCGUCUUCUCGGGCCGUACACUCCCCGUGAAAGGGAUAGAAACAGUCCUCGGACCAUGCAUUAGAACCUUACCAACACGUAUGAAUCUGACUAAGAUGCAAGACGUGACAGACCUCCUCCUAGCCAUCCAGAACAUGAACCGCAAGUCCCUUGAGCAUGGCAGCUUAUCAUUGCAAGACAUCAAGAAAGCAUCUGGUAUCGAGCCAGAUCGCAACCUCUUCGAUACGACUGUUGUGUGGCAAGAAAGCAUUUGGUCCGAUGAUCAGCGAGACUCGCCAUUCAAAGAAGUCAAUGCAGCAGAGUUCUUGGAAUUUGCGCUUUUGUUAGAGUUUGAGCCUCGACCUGAUUGCAUCUUUGCCCGGGCAACUUAUCUGCAGUCCAUCUUGCCAUUGGAGCAAGCUACUCUUCUCCUGGAGCAGAUUGAUUCUGUGGCUUCAACUUUGAUCGAUAAUGUUCAACUUCCAAUCGAGAAUAUUCGCUCUUUUCUGCCUUCAUCAACAUUGUCUGUUCUUAAUGCAGCUGCAGUCGAGCAAGUCACACUUCCAAGCCUGGCGUCCGGAGUCGAGAAAACUGCCACGACCAAUCCAAGUCUGGUAGCGCUCGAGUUGAUGCUUUCAACUCGAGACACUACCACCCCGUCGAUUGAACGCGUGACAUAUGCUGAACUGAACACUCGCGCCAAUCGUCUGGCGCAUCACUUACAUCAUGUCGGUGUUACUCACACUGACCUGAUUGGUGUUCUCUUGAGCAACUCGGUUGACUUUUAUGUUGCGGUUCUUGCGGUCGCCAAAUCGACUGCUGGUCUUCUCCUUAUUCCUCAUGCCACCUCGCAGGUUGUUAAAUCUGCUCUGUCUACAACAGAGUCCAAAUUAUGCAUUGUUGACUCAGAAUCCGUGCAGAGAUUUGAUUUAGAUUCUGUGUCUUCUGUCCAACAGAUCUCUGUUUCUUCGUCGAUGUAUCCCUGUCAUUAUGACAAUCCUCCGACUGUCGAGGAAGGGUCUGAUGUGGCCUAUGUUGAGAUCACUUAUAACAGUGACUCCAUAGAUGAUGUUGUUAUUUCUCGUCGUAAUCUGGAGAGCAGCAUAAAGGCUCUUUCGGAGGUAUACCCAACGCCGGCUGGUUCAAAGAUCUUAUCCAUGGCUCCCUCUGGAUCGGGCGUCUCGAUUUUUGAGACAUUUUUUGCCUGGCAUAAUGGCAUGGCACUUUGCUCAAUUUCCUCCGAGCAUGAUGUUGUGCAAGCUGCUCAAGAAAUGGCCAUCACGCAUUUACAUAUGACACCCACGCUGGCGUCUCGUGUUAGCCCGAAGUCUAUGCCAAGUGUCAAGUAUCUACUAACUUCGGGCGAAGAGCUAACCCCCAAUGUUCAUCAGAACUGGGGCAAGAAAGAGAUCUACCAAACCUACAGCUCUGGUGCAAUUGCUCAUAUUUGCGCCAUCUAUCCUAAUGUCAAAGAUUCAGCAUCUCUCCGAAACAUUGGAAAGCCACUGAAUAACACCUCUGCUAUGAUUGUGGCAGAUCAAGAAUCAUUCUCUCUUCUUCCUCGCGGUGCCAUUGGAGAGCUUUGCUUUGGUGGUGAUCAAGUUGGACGCUCCCUGUCGAACUCCAAUUCCUCCUAUGCAGCGAAAUUCAUUGAGCACCCUCAAUACGGGAAGCUUUACAGAACAGGCGAUUUUGCUAGGCUUCUUCCUGAUGGAACCAUUCUCCUCCAGAAAAGAGGCGGUACAAGCCUCCGAGCUCAGCUCAUUGGUAUUGAUGAAGUUGCCCAUUCUCUUUUGUCUGUUUCAGAUAUUCGCGAAUCUGUGAGCAUGAUUUUGGAUAGCCCGGCACGGAGCCAACAAUAUUUGGUAACAUUUUGGAUUCCUUCUGAAUCCGCGGGGCCUGUACAAAGUGAAGAUGUCACGACCAACCUCUUCAAGGAGCUUGGCAAAAAGCUUCCUUCAUCGAGCAUGCCUUCACUCCUCAUUCCAAUUGACGAAAUUCCUCUCACCCGCUCCAACAAGACUGAUUUCUCCGUAUUAAAGCGACGGGUGGAACAGCUAGAGCCAGAGGCGCUUGCUAUGUUUUCGUCGAAAUCCAUUUCCGAUGAUUCUGACAACAGCUUUACCGAGCUUGAGCAGACAAUCUCGUCGGCUCUAUCCGCAGUCACUGGCGCUGAGCAAAGCAACAUCCGCAAACACACAUCAUUCUAUAGACUGGGAUUGGACUCCCUUUCUGCCGUAUCCUUUUCUCGUAAGCUGCAAGAAGCUGGCUGUGGAAGACUGAUGGUUUCCACAAUUCUCCGCCAUAGCUCUAUCGCCCAGCUUGCAGCAGUCAUUCCUCCCAUGAUCAACGAAGAUCAGCCAGAGCAGGUCGAAGCACACCAGCCUCCAGCGGUGUUUGACGAGACCUUCAUUCACCAAGUAGAAGGUGAAUACAGCGCUGCAGCUGCCUCUGUUCAGAAGAUCUAUCCUUGUACACCCCUACAAGAGGCUAUGCUUGCAGCUGAGUCUGGAGACCACUCGGCAUACUUUAAUCAUCUCCUGCUUCUUGUGAACACUGAUGCCGACGCUAUGAGAGCUGCUUGGGCUCAGAUGAUGCAGCGACAUGACAUUCUCAGAACUUGUUUUAUGCAGACCAAUGACAAACGAUUUGCGUAUGCUCAGGUCGUGCUGGACAGCUCGGCGUUGCCCUGGUCUCAUAUCGAGAUUUCCACCGACAGCCAACUAAAUGAUAUGAUUAAGGAAAGCAAGUCUAGCUUCGAGGGUCUCUCUCCAAUCAACGGCAAAUUGCCAUACUCCUUGACAUUUAUCACGGAGUCCACUACACAGAAGGCGCAUCUGCUGCUUUCAAUUCAUCAUGCUCUCUAUGAUGGAGAGGGAAUUGCUCAAUUAUUGAACGAGGUUCAGCAGUCACUUUCAAAUAAGGAAUUACCGGUUGCUACUCCGUUCUACCGGUUCAUUGACUAUAUGACAUCUGUGGAUCAUGAAUCGUCUGACAAAUAUUGGGACGACUACUUGUCUGGUUUUUCACCAACUCUUCUACCAAUGACCUCCGCCAAUGGAGACGAAUCGGCCUCUCAACAAUAUCACACAACUUACAAGGCGUCUUUUUCAUCUUUCAAACAACAAUGCAAGGAGCUCUCUGUGACUCCCUUGAACAUAUUCCAUGCAGCAUGGGCCCGGCUUCUCGCCCUUUACGCCAAUUCUUCCGACGUCACUUUUGGAAAUGUAUUCAGUUGCCGAACCGUUCCCGUAAAUGGUGCAGAUCGGAUAGUCGGACCUUGCUUCAACACCCUCCCCAUCCGAAUCAAAUUUCCUUCCACCGCGACAAAUAUUGAUAUCAUGAAGUUGUCGCAAAAGAGCAAUAGCGAUAUUUUGCCUCAUCAACUCAGUCCGCUGCGACGCAUUCAGCGGCGCAUCCUUGGCGGAGGUUCUUACCUCUUCGAUAGUCUGCUCAUUUUCCAGAACGGCAACAUUGGUCUGGAUUCCCAAAUUUGGGAGCUUCUUCAAGACGAAGGGAAUAUGGGAUUUCCUUUGAUAUGCGAGAUUAUUCCCGAUGAAAGAGAAGAUAAGAUCCAGAUCUGUCUUCAUUUCCAGUCGUCACAUAUCUCCCAGGUUAUUGCUGAAACCAUUGCCGCUCAUUUCGUGACUCUCAUUGAACAUUUCAUUCAAUACCCCUCUGCUCAAGCAUCUGAUAAGAGAAUACUUGGGGUGGAUAUCCCCAAAGUCUUUGAGCAAAAGCAGUCUUCGACGAUGAACACGGUGAGACCCUUGAAUACUUCCCGACAGACUCGCCCCUGGUCCGCCCAAGAAAGUACAGUGCGCGACAUUCUCUGUGAAUUUUCUGAUGUUGAAUCAAACGACUUAUCCCCGGAUUCAACCAUCUUCCAGCUUGGUCUGGACAGUAUCAAUGCUGUUCAAAUAGCUGCCAAGUUGCGUGGAAUGAGGUAUAAGAUCUCCUCCGGUGAGAUUCUUGAGGCUGCUUCCAUCGGCCAAAUUGCUGCUCUUCUCACCUCUAGUGAGAAAAAUGUCACGGAAGCCGAGUUCGACUUUUUGUCAUUCCAGAACCAACAUUUACAAUCUGUUUGUGAGCAGCUUGAAAUUUCCUCGGAUAAUGUGCAGGCUCUGCGCCCCUGCACACCAGUUCAAAAUGGCAUGCUCGCCAUGUUCACGCAUUCGCAUGGUGACGUGUACUUCAACCGAAUGUCUUUGAAGUUUUCAACGCCCUUGAAUAGACAUCUUCUCAAGGCAGCCUGGUCUACGGUGAUGGCUCGCCAUGAGAUGCUUCGUACUGGUUUUGUUCAGUUACGCGAUCAUCAACAUCCAUUUGCUAUGAUCACAUAUCCCGAGAAUAUCGAACUGCCCUGGCAUGAGACCACAGCAUCUUGUAUUGAAGCAAACCAAGUGUUGAAUAAUCUCCACCGUCCUCCUUGGAGCAUUGAGGUUUCAGCUGAAGAAAGUCUUACAGUUCUGCAUUUCUCUGCACUGCAUGCUAUGUACGAUGCCCAGUCUCUUUCUGCUAUUUUCGCAGAUGUCAGAGCAGCAUAUGAGAACAAAACACUAUCUACCCUUGCUCCAAUCACCACAACCCUCGGGCCCAUCCUACUUGAAAGCAAGAGUCAAACCCAAUCUGCACAAGGCUUUUGGCAAGAUUUAGGUCCAGAGGUUCACUCCUCCAAAUUCCCCGAUCUUCAUCCCAUCCGCAGCGACAAGCGUAAACUUCUCAGCACAUCUGUUCGCUGCACAUACCCGCGCAAGGUACUCGAAGAUGCUUGUCGGAGUAUUGGUGUGACUCUUCAGGCAGCCGGCCAAGUUGCAUGGGCUAGGUUGCUUUCUGCCUACACUGGAGAGUCGAAUGUUACCUUUGGCACUGUUCUUUCAGGCAGAAAUCUUUCCACCGAUGCACAGAAUGCUAUAUUCCCAUGUUUAGUGACUGUUCCAACCCCUCUUUGCAUCGAGGGUUCUAACCGGGAUCUUCUGGAUCGCAAUUUGAAACGGAAUGCGCUAUUUGUCAAGAAUCAAUUCGCGCCGCUCUCACAUGUUCAACGUUGGGUCGGUAGCGACGAAGCUCUCUUUGAUACUCUAUUUGUCUACCAAAAGUUCGCUUCGGAUGACACCGAGGUUGACGGAUGGAAUGUCGUUGAUGAAGAGACGAGGAUUGAUUACCCUGUCUCUAUUGAGUUGAUUCCACACCCAACGGACUUCGAGAUCCAACUGAGCUACCGUAGUGAUAUCGUGCCCCCGGAGCAAGCUCACAUCCUUCUCAGCCAGUAUGACAAAUUGUUGGAAGAUGUCGUCUUCCAUCCGAAUCAUAUUUCCACCGAUUAUGCAUCUGUGGGUGGCGACCUUCUCUCAGUGACACCAGCCAAAGAAGCACCCAUUCCAACCACGGUCUCCCUGCUGCACCAGUUUGUUGAGGUCAACGCCGUCAAAAUUCCCGAGAAGAUUGCUUUUGAGUUUGCUUAUGGGGACACUGCAGAGAGUCUACAGAAGAAAUCUUGGACUUAUCGCCAGUUCAAUGAAUGUGGAAAUCAAAUCGCACAUUUCCUGCAGGCUAAGGGAGCUGUUCCUGGUGGGAUGAUCGGUAUUUGCUUUGACAAGUCCCCUGAAGCAUCUAUGGCCAUUUUGGGUAUUUUAAAGACAGGCUGUUCGUACUUGGCUAUUGAUCCCGGCGCUCCCAUUUCCCGCAAGCAGUUCAUGCUGGAAGAUUCCGGUACCAAGAUUUUGCUCUGCAAUGAGUCCAAGUUAUCCGACUUAGUGGAGCUCUCGGGUGUGGAUGUUCAGGCAUUGGAUGAACCUGGUCUACUGGAUAGCAUCUCAACCGCUGAUGUGUCACUCAUCCGCGCAAUCAGGCCAGAUGAUACCUCUUAUUGUCUGUAUACUUCUGGUACUACUGGAACACCCAAGGGAUGCGAGAUCACACAUGACAAUGCCGUACAAGCAAUGCUAGCUUUCCAAAGGCUGUUCGCAGGCCAUUGGGAUGAAGAUUCCCGGUGGUUGCAAUUCGCAUCUUUUCAUUUUGACGUCAGUGUUUUGGAACAAUACUGGAGUUGGAGUGUUGGUAUUUGUGUCACAUCUUGUCCCCGAGAUCUUUUGUUCGAGGAUCUACCAGGCACAAUCCAGAAACUUCAAAUCACACACAUCGAUCUCACGCCCAGUUUGGCAAAACUGGUUCACCCAGAUGAAGUCCCCUCACUCUGUCGGGGAGUCUUUAUCACUGGUGGCGAGGCUUUGAAGCAAGAAAUCCUCGAUGCCUGGGGCAAACAUGGCGUUAUCUACAACGGGUACGGGCCGACAGAGGUGACUAUCGGAUGCACAAUGCUGCCUCGCAUGUCUGCCAAUGACAAGGCCUCGAACAUCGGGCCCCAGUUCGAUAAUGUUGGCUCAUAUGUCUUCCGUCCUGGUACAAUCACACCAGUGCUACGUGGUAGUAUUGGUGAACUUUGUGUCUCGGGACCGCUUGUCGGAAAAGGCUAUCUCAAUCGCGCAGAGCUCACGAAAGAGCGAUUCCAAACUCUACCCGAGUCUGGAGACCGUAUUUACCGUACUGGUGAUCUGGUCAGGAUCUUGCACGAUGGAAGCUUCCAAUUCCUUGGUCGAAUUGAUGACCAGGUUAAACUACGUGGACAGCGUCUCGAGAUUGGGGAGAUCAACGAAGUGAUCAAGCAGGCUACACCUGAAUUAAAUGAGGUUGCUACUCUGGUUAUCACACAUCCAACUCAAGCCAAGGAUCAACUUGUCUCUUUCUUCACCACUUUAUCAUCAAAUGGGGAUAAGAAAUCCCGCAAAGUCGGUGUACAGGUUCGAUCCUCAGAUGAUGACCGUAUCCUCCUCUCAAAGAUCAAGAACGCUUGUCGCACUCACCUUCCCGGGUAUAUGGUGCCAACACAUAUCAUCCCAAUGACUCGAUUUCCUCUAUCAGCCAACAACAAGGCAGAUAUGAAAGUCUUGAAAAGUAUCUAUCAAGAGCUUCCAUUGGAAGAUAUUCAAAAUUUGAGUUCUAUGGGUGUCGACCUACCCACCGACAACGUACUCGAACGGCAGCUUGUUUCCGUUCUUGCAAAGUUCAUUGGCUUGUCUGAUACGGAGAUAUCUUCUUGGUCUAGUAUUUAUGAAAUGGGUCUUGAUUCGAUUUCUGUUAUUGCUUUCUCGAGGAGUUUGAGAGAGGCUGGGCUCUCGCAGGCUCAGCCUUCUAUCAUCAUGAAAAAUCCUACCAUCGCUGGAAUGGCCUCUGCUCUGCAGACUUCUACUCCAUCUACUUUCUCAAUUGAAACCCUUCAGCGAAACGCCAAGCAGCAUAUUGAGGCUUUCGCACAGAAGAACUCUCAUAAUGUGAUUGAACACCUUGGAGUUCUAAACGAUGAUGUUGAAAGGAUUGCGCCUUGUACUCCUCUUCAAGAAGGUAUUAUCUACCAUUAUCUUUCCAGUGAUACACCAUUGUACUGCUCGUCUUUCACCUUUGAGCUUGACUCCUCUGUCGACUUUGAAGCCCUCAAGACGGCUUGGGGUCAAACUCAGCAAGACGUUCAAAUGUUGCGUGCUCGAUUUUCGCCAUCCCCAGAUGGCUAUGCUCAAGUUAUCCUGAAGAAAGACGCGCUUUCUUGGGCCUUUGAUACGGUCGAAACUGAAGCAGAAAUUGAGAGUCUUCGUAAAGGGCGACAUGAACAAUGGACAGCUCGACUUGAUAGUCUCUCUUCCAAUUUGUGGGAAGUUGGAGUCAUCAGCUGCUCAACUACAUCAGUGAUGUAUUUGAACAUCUUCCACGGUCUCUACGAUGGAACCAGCCUGACUUUUAUUUUUGAGUCUGUUGCCGAGAACUAUCUAAGCAAGAAAGGUCUGCCGCGUUGCGAUUUCCUUGAUGUUCUACACUUAGGGCCUCUUUGCAAAGACCCUGCUGCAAAGGAAUUCUGGAGAGAGCAUUUGGCAGAUUGUAACAAUCGGCCUUUAGUCACAAACGGACAAGAAAGCACACCAAUCCUCCACAAAGCUCAAAUUAAUGCCACGGAGCAGGUCGACCAGCUUCGUCGUUCCCUCAAUGUAACCGAACAAGCUGUCCUCCAUGCUUGUUGGCUCUUGACUCUACAGCAGCAAUACUCAUUUGUGCCACCACUUGGUAUCAUCGCCUCGGGUCGGACAAUCGAUGUCCUAGGCAUUGAAAAUGUGAUCGGACCACUAUUCAAUACUGUCCCAAGCAAUGUCCAACUAACUGGCUUGGAGACAUGGUCCGAUGUUGCGCGGCGUUGUCAUGAGUACCAGGUGUCCAUGAUGCCCUUCCAGUACACUGCACUGCGAGAUAUUGUGAAAUGGCUCGGUAGAAGCCCUGAAGAGCGACUCUUCGACUCCAUGUUCGUUUUCCAAAGGGACAAUGAUGACGACGAAGUUUUGUCAAAGAGUCUUUGGUCUACAAUUAAUUCAGAGGCUCAGCAUGAAUAUCCUCUUGCAUUUGAGAUUGUGCGUCAUGGUACACGGUCAUUCACGGCUACUCUUGCUGCGAAGAGCAACGUCGUAUCAUCCGACGAUGCCCAGCUACUUCUUUCCAAGUUCGAACAGAUCUUAUUCGAAUUUGCGCAAGAUUCAAACAAGAGAUUGCCUGAGCUAGACGGGGUCUUACAUGCACCAGUCGUAACCAAUGGCCAAAUCAAGGGUGACCGCGAGUCUUUCAGAGCUCCUGAACAAACCAAUGGCGCUCUCUUUGAAUGGACUUCUCACGCAUCCACUAUUCGCGACAUCAUUGCGAUUCUUGCUGGGGUGGAGCCUGAGUCUAUCAGCGAGGAAACAUCCAUCUUUGAAAUCGGACUUGACAGCAUUGAUGCAAUCAAGAUAUCCUCGCGCCUGGGUAAAGCCGGAAUUAAACUCCCUGUCAGCUCCAUCAUGCGCCACCGUACAGUGAAGGCCAUGAGCAAGCAACUCUCAAUGACAAACGGGCACCAUAAAAACGGGGCACAGCCUUUGCUCGGUCAAAUGGAGAAGUCUUUGACCAAGUUCCUUGAACAGGAAGGGCUUCUUCUUCCGCGCGUUAGGCGAGUUCUACCGGCCACUCCUAUUCAAGAAGCUAUGGUUGCUGAAAUUGCUGCAUCUGGAUACAAGCAUUACUACAAUCAUGAAAUACUUCAGCUUGAGCCUGAAGUGGACAUUGGAAAGAUGGAACAGGCGUGGCGAGCCGUUGUCAGAGCUCACCCUAUACUCCGAACCUCGUUUGUUGAAAUUUGGGAUCCAAAUAUUGCAGUAUCCUACGCCCAAAUCAUCCAGGAUGAGGAUUGCUUUGAUGUUCAAACUGUUCAUUUGCAUGGUUUGUCCGUGGAUACCAUCAUAGAGACCCAGCGGUCAAGGGCCCGCCAUGAACUCGCGAGCCGCCCCUUGCUUAGCAUCACCAUCGCGCUAGAAGGGGACAAGCGGUACCUUGUUUUGUCAAUCUCACACGCUCUUUAUGAUGGCUGGUCGAUCAAUUUGCUCCAUGAGGAUGUUGCCAAGUCCUACGCGGGCGAGGAUUGCAGUCGCCCAUCUUCCGAUGACAUCCUCGAGCAAAUUAUUGAAUCCUCUGGUGAUCAAGCGUUCAAGUUCUGGAGAGCGACGCUAUCAAAUUUCACACCAGCGUCCUUUUUGCCGAUGGAACAUGCUGGUAGUGACCCAGCUGUCAUCCACCGAGCAGAGCAUUCGUUCUCCAUUCCGCUUUCCAAGGCAGAGUCAUUUUGUAAACUCCAUGGCAUCACUCUCCAAGCACUUUUGGUCACCUGCUGGUCUCUCGUUCUUGCUACUCAUGUUCAAAAGCUGGAUGUAGUCUUUGGCCUGGUCCUGUCGGGUCGAAAUGUGGCCCAGUCCGAGCAUGUGAUGUUCCCAACGAUGAAUACAGUGGCCAUGCGUGUCAUUCUUCAUGGAUCCCGUUUAGAGCUCGUGAAGUAUGUACAGGAAGCUCUGCUCAUGAUGGCUGAGUACCAGCAUUUCCCACUUCGGCGCGCACGACCAGACACAGGGUCGAAGCAGCUGUUUGAUACACUUUUCAUCUAUCAAAAGAGACCAGUUGAAGAAUCCCAGCCUGGGUCUGUGCCGGCUUUGUACAAGCCCACUGGUGGAGAUGCGAAUGUUGAAUAUCCUGUUUGUGCUGAAAUCGAGGGAGUUGGACAAGAGCUUGUUGGUCGUGUUGCAUGUCGAGGUGAUGUGAUGGGACAUGAAGAUACCCUUGUGCUUUUGGCCCAGAUGGCAGAUGUCGUUUCGUCCAUCGUCGAUCAGUCAGCGGAAAAGACGAUCGAAUCCAUUGACAAGGGUGUGAGUGUCUGUGGACUUCCAUCUUUUGAUGAUGUUCCCGCUCAGGGUAUUGAGAAUGCGCCGCUGCGACCAGCCUCAAAUCAAUCCAAAUGGUCGUCAGUUGAGUCUAAGAUUCGCAAUAUUCUCUCUGCGGUCUCUGGUAUACCAGAGGGCUCUAUUACAAAGAGCUCGACUAUUUUCGAGCUUGGACUGGACAGUAUCAGUGCCAUCAAGGUCGCUGCGCUUCUCAAGAAACAGUCGAUUAGGCUCGCUGUCAGUGACAUGCUUAGGGCUGGUACAAUCGAGAAUAUGGCUGAAGUUGCCAACAACAGCCAAACAGAGUUCUCAAUCACGAACCUACCAAGCAUCCUUGACAAGUCGCUUGAUGGUAUAGAUGUGGAAGCCUUAUUACAGUCGCAUGGCAUUGAUUCACAGCGAGUGAGGAAGGUAUUCUCUGCAACUGCAGGACAGUCCUAUUUCCUUUCAAUGCACACUUUGAAUCCAGAGGUUUUCUAUCCAGAAUUUUACUACAUGGCAUCACGGCAAUUGAGCCGGCAAGCACUUGACAGUGCCUGGACUCGUGUCAUCGAGCAAACACCGAUGCUUCGAACAGCAUUCCUCCCUGUCCACGGGCCUCAGCUUGUGCCGUACAUUCAGAUCGAGCUUGAGGCGGUGCACAUUCCUAUCAUCUGGCAUUCCACACCCGAUCAACUCGUUUCAGAAAAUUCUAGGAAAGAAUUUGGGGCUGUGCCGGUCGCACUGCGUGCUUGUCAAACAACAAAGGGCACGGCGCUAAAUCUGCAGAUUCACCACGCGCUGUAUGACGCUGUCAGUCUCCCACAUAUUCUGAGCAGGCUUGUCGCUCAAUGCAGUCAAGAUGAGGCUAUUCAAUCACAGCCUGACCUUGACCUCUCGCAUCUCGUGGCGUUCCAGCAUGUUCAUUCGCCGGUUCACAUUCGGCGUCAAUUCUGGCAAAAAUAUCUAGGCCAAAUCCCAACUCACCAGACGACAAAGCGAGUGAAUGACUUUGGCUCUGUGCAACAGUACUACCGACCGGGUCUUGUACCCAGCAUGGCCUGUGUCGAAAAGGUUGCUAAGCGUCAAGGGCUAAGCAUUCAAACCAUUUUCCUAGCCAUCUAUGCUCGAAUUCAUGCGCAGAACUUUCGCACAUCUGAAACAGCUGGCCACGAUGAAUCUGGCAGGCGCUUAACGAUUGGUCUUUACCUUGCUAAUCGAUCGCAUUCCAUCGAAGGCCUUGCAGAAUCUGUCAUUCCCACCGUCAAUAUCGUUCCACUGCGAUUGGAUGACAAAUUUAGCGACACAAAUGACAGCCUACUCGAAGCCGCCCGCAGAAUUCAAACCGAAAUCAAUGAGAUCAGUCGAGUGGAAUACUCGGGCGUAUCUCUCCUGGAGAUUGCCGAAUGGACCGGAGUCCACAUUGAUACCUGCGUCAAUUUCCUGCGACUUCCAGAGGAUGAAUUGCCUAGCAACGAGACUAAGUUUUCUCUGUCCGCGAUUCAACGCGAGGAGUUGUCAAGACUGAGCGGGGCCGAAUCCACGCCUGCAACGCAGACCGAGACCCAGAUUAAUGGCAAUGGUGCAGCGCCACCGGGUCCAGCCGAGAACAAGCACCCGAGCGCCCCAACGGCGGCUAAUGAAACUGUCUACCAGCCAACAAUCGACGUCGAAGCGGCGAUUCGCGAUGGUCGGUUGGACUUUGGACUGUUCGCGCCCGAGAGUCGGCUGAGCUCCGACUGUGCCGAGUGCAUGAUCGACGCUAUGCGACGGGAGAUGGAUGCAUUGGUGACAGGCUUCGAACUGUAG
Messenger RNA from Penicillium nucicola, 15156 nucleotides. It is a transcript of the gene sidC, whose product is annotated as nonribosomal siderophore peptide synthase SidC. The transcript has 5 exons. Lineage: Eukaryota; Fungi; Ascomycota; Eurotiomycetes; Eurotiales; Aspergillaceae. Gene Ontology annotation, cellular component: cytoplasm. Gene Ontology annotation, molecular function: catalytic activity; phosphopantetheine binding. The record is from RefSeq and is a predicted model, not a curated record. Bases 1 to 15156 code for a protein of 5051 amino acids. Gene Ontology annotation, biological process: secondary metabolite biosynthetic process; amino acid activation for nonribosomal peptide biosynthetic process.